Messenger RNA from Colletotrichum phormii, 1002 nucleotides. RefSeq lists its product as uncharacterized. The transcript has 2 exons. The coding region runs from base 159 to 737 and encodes 192 amino acids. Lineage: Eukaryota; Fungi; Ascomycota; Sordariomycetes; Glomerellales; Glomerellaceae. The record is from RefSeq and is a predicted model, not a curated record.
CAAAGCCUCGGAAGCACUGGCAUUCCCCUUUAGUGAUGCAUGUAAGACCAGUCAAGGAACAUCCGGUCUUUAGAGUUUUGGGGUACAGGAGGGAGCAAGCCUACUGUCGUCAUCCUCCCGUCUUCUCCUUCCCAGCUAAAUGAGCAUGCAAGCCUGAUAUGCUGGCGUCGGACGAUGAAUAUCUUGUACAUGCAAACACGACUUGGGGACGAAUUAUAGCACGUGGAUACUCCUGCGCAACGACUGGACAAACAAAGGCGAUCCGCUCCGCAGACGCUCGGUAUCAAAUUCCAUUUCCAGAUCAAAUCCGUGCAAGACAUUCACGUCGACGAGGCUUUAUAACCAUCACAUCGUUCGCAAGAAAACACCGGAACAAUGACAUCCGCAUGGCUCUUGGGGAUGGAGACCCAGCAACCGAGACACCGGGUCAUUUCUAUUGGACUCCACCGUCUGAUCCCGUCCUGCCUGGACUGCUGUCUACGGUCAUCAUCAUCUACGGAGGGCCCACGAGGGGCAGCAUGGCCUGCAAGGCCGUGGAGGUCGUUGAUCGCGUCGAAGAAUUCGCCCGCGUGGCCGGGUGUGACAGCGUCAAUAUAGGAUUCGGCACUGUCACACCGGCAAUCCGUCACUCCGACUGUUCUGAUUUUAUCACCGGAGCACCUCACCGGAGCCUCCUGGAAGGCCUACGUAUCCAACCUCAAGUCCCACGCACACGUCGAUAUGUGCGUGGUGGAUGAAGCCCACCUCAUUUUCGAUUCCCAGACCUGUAGUGGCUUUCGGCCCAGAAUGCUAGAACUGGGGCAGCUAACGGCAGAUAUUUGCCCGCGUCGAAUUUUUAUCACUGCUACGCUCCCACCCUCCCAUCAAGGCGACUUUGUACGCGACUACCAGAUCCCCGCGCCGAAGCGGCCGCUACCCACCACCUCGGAAUUGCGAGUCAUCACUGCGCUGAUCCAUCUCAGGUGCUUCUGAGAAGUAAGUGUAUGAGAUCUUCAUCCAUUG